Molecule: messenger RNA, 11313 nt
Organism: Oncorhynchus mykiss (rainbow trout)
Lineage: Eukaryota; Metazoa; Chordata; Actinopteri; Salmoniformes; Salmonidae
Gene: mapkbp1
Product: mitogen-activated protein kinase binding protein 1
Biological process (GO): negative regulation of canonical NF-kappaB signal transduction; positive regulation of JNK cascade
Cellular component (GO): cytoplasm
Molecular function (GO): protein binding
Source: RefSeq, a predicted model, not a curated record
GCUUUUCCAAAGUAAUCAACAGAUGACUGUCAAAUGUUGACGCUUGCUACGAGGCGAGACUGAGGUCUGCCCGGACAGUCCUGCCCAAAACUUCUUCAACAACGGGAAAGUAAAAUACAGAUAUAAGUGUCGCAAGCGGUUGUCAUUCAACCCUGCAUGGAAUAAACAGACAAAGAUUGAUAGAAGCGGCAAGGUAGCUAGCUAGCUGGCAUGUCACUGACAGUGCUUGGGGGCUAUGCACAACGUUAGCCUACAGUACCUAGCUAGCUUGCUAACGUUGUUGAAUGGCAUGUAGGCAAUAGCACUGGGCAUAUUCUUCUUUAGCAUGUGGUUUAGCUAACGGCAGUAUCUUUCUUGCCCAAUGUGGGGACGAAAGUGACAGCUGGGACAUUGGCAGAAAGCUUGGCUAGCUGCAGUAGCUAACCAAGAACUGGUAUUGUGCCGCAGAUCCAGUUUCACCAAUGGCAGUUCUCAUCGCGGAGGACGCAAUGACACAAGACGAGGAGCCGCGGGGUGACUGACAGUCUUCAGGAACCCGACCAUCGAAGUAGCUAGCUACUACUGCUGACAAUCUGGGAACAUGGACAAUUUUUCCAAAUGCAUCCAGAGAAAUAUCUCUCCCAGUGGAUCAGAAUGUAAUGCAAGAAGGACGGAUCAUGUAGAAAAGCUUUCCAGGCAGACCAGGGCAUGUAAUGAACGGGAACCGCACACAUCAUGCCAACAUAACACGCAACGCAUUGAACCAGAAGGAAGCAUGACAGCAAAUUAACGUUUAUUUGAUCUUUGUAUUUAUUUUGCUGAACAACAUUUGGUUUAGUCUGGCUAUCACCACUGGUUCCCAGAUUUCAUGUACUAGUUCUAUCAACCGAUGUCUGAGAUCAGUCAGAAUUUAGAUUUCAUGAUGACGGUGGAGGGUUCCACAAUAAAGAGUCGGAUCAAAAAUCUUCUCCGCUCGCCAUCUAUCAAAUUGAGAAGGAAUAAAGAUCGGAACCAUAAAGAGAAUCUCAGUAACAAGGUCACAUUAGAGAAGGUGCUGGGGAUCACAGCAUUUGGGAACCGUGCUUUGGCCUGCGACCCUCGCUCCGGACUAGUGGCUUACCCAGCUGGAUGUGUGGUGGUGCUGCUGAACCCCAAGAAGAACAAACAGCAUCACAUCCUCAACAGCUCCAGGAAAACCAUCACCACUCUGUCAUUUUCCCCUGAUGGCAAAUAUGUGGUCACAGGAGAGAGUGGACACAUGCCUGCUGUGCGGGUGUGGGACGUUGCAGAGCGGACUCAAGUGGCCGAGCUACAGGAGCAUAAGUACGGCAUCUCCUGCGUGGCCUUCAGCCCUAACAGCAAGUACAUCGUCAGCGUGGGAUACCAGCACGACAUGAUCGUCAAUGUCUGGGCCUGGAAGAAAAACAUUGUGGUGGCAGCCAACAAAGUCUCCAGUAAAGUGACGGCCGUGUCCUUCUCAGACGACAGCUCCUACUUUGUCACGGCAGGGAACAGGCACGUCAAGUUCUGGUACCUGGAUCACACCAAAUCCUCCAAGGUGAACGCCACAGUUCCUCUGCUGGGUCGCUCAGGGCUCCUGGGAGAGUUGAGGAACAACUUCUUCUCUGACGUGGCAUGUGGGAAGGGUCGUAAAGCCGGCAGCACCUUCUGCAUCACUUCCUCAGGCCUGCUCUGCGAGUUCAAUGACAAACGCCUGCUGGACAAAUGGGUGGAGCUAAGGAAAAACGUCGUCAUCACAACAUCUCAGGCCACGUCUCUGUCUGUGACAGAGGAGCUGAUCUUCUGUGGCUGUGCAGAUGGCACCGUGAGGGUCUUCAGCCCCGUCAACCUGCACUUCAUCUGUACCCUGCCACGCCCACACUGCCUGGGAACAGACAUCGCCACCGUGGUGGAGGCUAGCCACUUCUUCAGCCACAAGAUGGACGCCCGGUACCCUGACACGGUGGCUGUGUCAUAUGACCCUGCGAGCCGCUGGCUGUCCUGUGUCUACAACGACCACAGCCUGUAUGUGUGGGACGUACGGGACCUCAGGAAAGUGGGCAAGGUCUACUCCGCCCUCUACCACUCGGCUUGCGUGUGGAGCGUCGAGGUGUACCCGGACAGGGUAAGUGAUGGUGAGCAGCCCUGUCUGCCUCCAGGCUCCUUCCUCAGCUGCUCCUCAGACAACACCAUCCGUCUCUGGAACACUGACGGUCACAGCACCACCCUCAGCCGCAACGUCAUCAGCAACGACCUCCAGAAGAUCAUCUACAUGGACAACAACACGGCCGGCCUGCUGGACACAGAGUGCCUCAACUCGGGGAACGGAGAGAAGGCCGACCCCCAGACCUCAGAGACCAGGACGGGCAUCAGGACCAUGUGUGUGAGUCCCGACGGGCAGCACCUGGCGUCGGGCGACCGCACCGGCACCUUGAGAAUCCAUGAGCUGGUGAGCAUGGAGGAGAUUCUGAACGUUCAGGCCCACGACUCUGAGAUCCUUUGUCUGGAAUACUCCAAGCCUGAGACGGGUCUGAAGCUACUAGCCACAGCUAGUCGAGACCGUCUGAUCCAUGUGCUGGAUGCAGAGCAGGAGUACAGCCUGCUGCAGACGCUGGACGAACACUCCUCCUCCAUCACCGCCGUCCGAUUCGCUGCCAAUGACGGCAAGGUGAGGAUGAUCAGCUGUGGCGCUGACAAGAGCAUCUACUUCCGCACAGCGCAGAAGUCAGAUGAAGGAACAGUGUUUACCCGCACCCACCACAUCGUACGUAAGACGACGCUGUAUGACAUGGAUAUCGACCCCACCAGGAAGUACGCCGCUAUUGGUUGUCAAGACCGCAGCGUUAGAAUCUUCAACAUCAGUAACGGCAAACAGAAGAAACUGUACAAGGGCUCCCAAGGAGAGGAUGGCACUGUUAUCAAGGUUCAGACCGACCCCUCAGGACUGUAUGUGGCCACCAGCUGCUCAGACAAGAACAUCAGCAUCUUUGACUUCUACUCUGGAGAGUGUGUGGCCACCAUGUUCGGACACUCUGAGGUUGUGACUGGAAUGAAGUUCACUAAUGACUGCAAGCACAUGAUAACUGUGUCUGGUGACAGCUGCAUCUUUGUGUGGCGUCUGGCCCCGGAGCUCACCAUCAGUAUGAGACAGCGUCUGUCAGACCUCAAACAGAGUGGCAAGCCAGUUCAGAAGACACCACCUCACAAACCUUGCAAUCUCAGCACCAGGAGAGAGGUGCACAGAACCCCUCCCAUAGUCACCAUGUCCUCUGACAGCGACAAAGAGGUGGAGGAGGAGGAGGGGAUAGAGGAGGAGGAGGAGGAGGAAGAGAUGAUCUCUCCUUACAUGGUGUCAGGCUGCAGUGCAGAGGAAGAGACAGACACCUCAGACGAAAAGCACAACUCUCUUAACUCUCACGGCAGAGAACUGAAAAGGGAGAGCUCUUUUGGCAGGCGUUCCUCCCAGGGCAAUCAUCACUGUGAGGAAAGGGGUCCCCGUCCGCGGCGCCGCUGGUCCAGAGGCAUGGUCAGCAUGGAGCUGAUGGUCAAGUCCAUGUUGGACCUCAGACAGCUGGAUUCCUUCGCCAUGCCCCCCUCCUCCCCCAACAAGACCAAGACCCAGCCUGAUGCUUUCAGAGACCCAUUCAGGGAGGAUGAACUGGGCAGCACCAUCAGCCUGCAACCCCUUACUGCAUGGGGGGAUGAGUCUGAGCAGAGGUCCCAGCAGCGACCCCACUACAUCAUGUUCUCUCCACAGACCCCAGAGACAGGCUCAGUGCUCUACCCCGAGGGCUGUGAGGACAGGGUCAGCUUAGCUGGCAGUGAGUACCUAGUGAAAGAGCUACUGCCCGGGCCUGAGACCAGCAGGAGUGUGAAGGGGUGCCAGAACCACAGCCAGUGGAGCCAGGGCCACCAUGACAAACACAGCCCAGACAGCGCCUGCUCUGUGGACUACUCCAGCAGCAGACGGUCCAGCCCAGACAGCCAGCAGCAGCCUCCUGGAGAGAACUCUGAGCCCACAGAGCCUCUCAGUGUGGAUGGGAACUCCUCUGAAUUGGACAUGGAGGAACUGGAGGAGGAAGAGGAGGGGGGCGUAGGGAGGGGAGAGGCCAAGGGGACAACAGUAGUACCUAAGACCCCUGACCAGGAGGCCUUCCUCAAACAGCACUUUGGCAACCUGGCUGAGCUUAAAAACUCAGUGAGCCCGACCAGAGUUGUCACCCCGGACAGUGUCAGCAUCUCCUCCAAGUUCCUGUCCCAAUGCUCUCCUGGAAGCAGGACGGCCUUUCCAUUCCCCUCGAAGAGCGGUGUUGAGGGGAAGGUAGCCAGCGGUGUGGUGAGGCCCCUGGUCUCUGAGGUGAGGCCCCUCAUGGAGCACAACCAGGGCCAGAGCCACAACCAGGGCCAGAGCCACAACCAGGGUCAGAGCCAGAGCCAAGACCACAGCCAGGACCAGAGCCACAGCCAGGGCCAGAGCCACAGCCAGGACCAGAGCCAAGGCCACAACCAGGACCAGAGCCAAGGCCACAACCAGGACCAGGACCAGAGCCAAGGCCACAACCAGGGCCAGGACCAGAGCCACGACCACAGCCAGGGCCAGAGCCACAGCCAGAACCAGAGCCAGGGCCACAGCCAGAGCCACAGCCAGGACCAGAGCCAAGAACACAGCCAGGGCCAGAGCCACAGCCAGAGCCACAGCCAGGACCAGAGCCAGGGCCACAGCCAGAGCCACAGCCAGGACCAGAGCCAAGAACACAGCCAGGACCAAAGCCACAGCCAGAGCCACAACCAGAGCCAGGGCCAGGGCCACAGCCAGGGACAGAGCCACAACCGGGGUCAGAGCCAAGGCCACAACCAGGACCAGAGCCACAACCAGAGCCACAGCCAGGGCCAGAGCCAACUCCACAGCCAAGGCCACAGCCAGAGCCACGACCAGGGCCAGAGCUAUAGCCAGGGCCAGAGCUAUAGCCAGGGCCAGAGCCACAACCAGGGCCAGAGCCACAACCAGGGCCAGAGCCACAGCCGGAGGAAGGGCUCAGAAGAAUCUCAGAAGGGCACUACCGCGAGACUAGAAGUAGUGGACACUACGGAGAAGGGUCUGAAUCUCCGGGCCUCUCCUCUGAGGAAGAAGCUUUUUAACCCUGCAGUGGACUCCCGUAGGAUAGUCAGCCCUGUGGCCAAGGCUGCAGCAUCACACCUCACCUCUACAGGCAUGAGGAAGUCCCAGUCAGUCCAGAACCUGCACACUGAGGAAAUGCCUCUGAGCCUGUCUCGGCCCUCCAAGGAGGUAGCCCCUCAGCCCCAUCACUCCCAGUCUCAUCAAUCCCAGGCCAACGAGCGUCCAGUGACCCUCCCCACAACCCCACGCCGCACCCUGCCCAGCGUGCCCCCCCUCUGCAGCCCCACCUCCCCACAACCCCGGGACAUCACCAGUAGCAGUCACGGCACUGCCCCCACGCCCAGGAGCAUCAAAUCCCGCUGCUCCUACAUGAGCCCCACCACCAGCUCCAUGGCCAAGAUGUCCCGCUCCAUGUCCAUGGGAGACAGCCUAAACGUGGCCGAGGAAGAGUCUGAGUCUACAGAGUCACGCAGGGGGUCCAGCUCUGACACGUCAAACGCUCCCACCAAGAGCCGGAGCUGCUCCUCCCAGAGCUCCCAGAGUCUUAGUACUAAACCGUCUACCCCCGUGGCCGUUGUCUCUUCCACCUUAUCCUCCUCCUCCCCUCUGGCGUUGGGUUUAGCCAUGCCCCAGGCUGCAGUUAUCCCCACCCUCAUCACUAGCUCUCCAAGCAACUCCAACCCCAGCCCAACCACCAAGAGUCUGCAGGCUAAGCUGAUGUGCAGCACCCGGCCCCAGCUCAACCUGGACAUCUCCAAGCCCCUCCCAGACAAGCCCUCCCUGGCGGCCUUCACUCCCAACAGUACCUCCAAGACCGCCGCCUCCUCCAAGACUGUCAAAGGGGACAACGACCUCUUUUCCAGAUCUCCAGUCAGCUUGUUACCUCACCAGGGCCAGACUCAUCCAGUGCUCACCAACAAAGUCCAGCUAGUCACUGCACUGUCCCUCUCCCCAGCUGCUCCUGUGGAGACUAGCCCAGCUCGGAGUCCUGAGGCAGAGCAGCGGUUUCUCACCACGGAGCUGCGUCCUGAGGCCCCCGUGGUAGACAACAGGCUAGAACAGCCAAAGAUGGAGGAGAGCCAGGGCCUGACCCAGGAGAAGAGUCCCGCGAUGGAGGUGUCUCUACAGGGCAGUCCCGUAUACCUGCUGUCAUCUGGAGGUCCCGGCCAGGACCGUGCAGGUUUGCUCCAGCGAUCUCCCUCCUUCAUCCUGUCAUCUCUGCGUCUGGGCAUGCCCCUGGCCAACACCAAGCACUUUUUUACUACUGGUGCCGUGUGGCCUACCGUCUCAGUCUCCACCCCCAUAUACUCUGCACCUUCACCCUGUCCUCCGUCACUUAAUCAUUUCCUCCUGACGGACGGUUCUCUCAGUAUGGAGUCGUGCAGGGUGGUGGCCAGCGAUCUACAGAACACCUUUAGGAAGGCCUCCCAGCUCUACAGAAUGGUGAACAGUGUGCCUGUAGACUCCAGGCAGGAGCACCAUGAGAUGGCCCAGGUCCUGUCUGAGGCCUUUGAGGUGGUGAGGGCCGAGCUGAGCUCCCUGCCCCAGAGCUCACCCCCAUCCCCCUCUGGAGGACCUGCAGCAGGAGGCUCCCUGUGUACAGUGGGCUGCCGGCCCGUAGGACCAGUAGAACCAGGGACGGGGAGAUUAGCCUCAGGGGAGGAGAGGACUCUGGCUCUGCUGGAGCAGUACUCUGAGCUCCUCCUUCAAGCCGUGGAGAAGAGGCUGGACAACAAGCAGCUGUCCUAAAUACUCCUCUUCUUUCACACCCUUCCUUGAAGACUGAACCAACCAACCCUCUUGCAAAUGUAGGAUCGUAAGCCAUUGUGCAAGGAUAUCUGCAGACUACAGUACUUCUUUUUAUUUCAUUUUUUUUCUCGACACCUUUUUAAACUGAACAGAUUAAAAUAUUCCUGAAGGAUGCCUGUACAUAUUUUUUAGAAGUUUUUUUUAAGCACUUCUCUCUCUUUCUUUCGGAUGCACCCUCUGGUUGGGUGGUCCCCUCUAUCCCUGUCAGAUCUCUGUAGGCCUAGGAGGGGUUGGGAGGGUUGUACUCAGCACAAUGGCCCACAGAUACUGAUACUGUAGGGAGACUCCUCAGGAUGAUCAAUGCCUCAGCAUUCAUUCCCAGUGUGGCUGAGCUGCACUACAGACUGUCAUUCAUCACCCUUCCUCCCUCUAAUAUAUUGUGUGCUAACUACAGUAACUACCAGACACCUGCACUCUCAUGACCACUGGUUUUGUUUACCCCUGCUGCCAAAUAUUGUGCCCUGCUACUUUGUUUUAAUGAAGUUGUUGUUAUGGAAAUGCCGGAUGCCCUAGAGUUGCUGCGUUGGAGCCAGUGGCGUAGCGUAGUUUUGCGGGCCCCUCUUGCAAGGUGUCCCCACAGAAAGAAAAAUGUGCAGUUUUAUAGCUUAUCUCAUGCUAUUUGACACAUAUUGCCAUGAGGCUGAGAGAAAAUGUUGAUGUUUUAGAGCUCAGGGAUUCUUGAAAGACGGGACAAUGGGACAAUCUCAACUUUUUUCCCACAAAUAUUUGUCUUAAUAUUAACAAAAGUUGAAAUCUAUAUUUUGAUAGACCAAAGUACCAGCUACCACAACAUGUAAAGAAAGAAGCAACUUCCAAACUGCAUCUCAGUGCUAGAGGCGUCACUACAGACCCUGGUUUGAUUCCAGGCUGUAUCACAACUGGCCGUGAUUGGGAGUCCCAUAGGGCGGCACACAAUUGGCCCAGCGCCGUCCGGGUUAGGGUUUGGCCGGGGUAGACCGUCAUUGUAAAUAAGAAUUUGUUCUUAACUGACUUGCCUAGUUUAAAUAAAGGUUAAAUAAAUCAAUUAAAUCCAAAUAUUUAGCACUACUAAAUGCUCCAGGACAAAUUUCUUUAGCAUUGUGACAUGUUUUUCUAGAUUUAGAACAUAAAACAUUUAGAAAGCAAACAUCUUUUAGGUCUAGCAAAUCAAAUGCUUCAAAUGUUUAAGCAAAUGUUACAGAGCAGUGAUGACAAUAUUUGUUCUGAAUAUUUACACCAAAAACGAUGUUAAGGGGGUGGACCAUCAGUGACGGAGUUGACAAACCAGUGACGGAGUUGACAAACCAGUGACGGAGUUGACAAACCAGUGACGGAGUUGACAAACCAGUGACGGAGUUGACAAACCAGUGACGGAGUUGACAAACCAGUGACGGAGUUGACAAACCAGUGACGGAGUUGUGACAACCGAUGCUCAAAACAACAAAAGUUCAACACAAACAUUCAAUACAAAAUAUGGGAAAUGAUUCAUUUGAAAAUCUCCAAUAAAAACGCAGCUUUACAGACUAUGAAGGGGCUUGUUGCAAUACAUGUAUUGAGGACAUGAAUGAGGGGUCCUUGUGAUAUCGAUGACCCUGCUCAUUCCUGAUUCAUUUAGGAUUUUAGCCAAAUCUGACGGAGUUGACAAUCUCCGGACACAUCUUUAAGGAAUCCGUUUUGAGAUAAACAGGCUUUAAAGUCAGAGGGCUUUUGCAAGAAACUUCAUAAGAUCAUUUUUCAAUUAAUAUCCAUAAUUGCCUAUUUUUAGAAUUUUAAAUUGGGUUCCUUUGCUGAAGACAAGGGCAUUUCCAGGCAUACAGCCGACAUGGAAAUUAAUAAUAUAUUCCCAAAACAAGUCCAUUUUAAGCUCAAAUAAUGCAACAAAAUAUUAUUUUUUUAAUUAUGAAAUUAAAGUUUCCCUGCCGGACAAGGAUUGUCCCAAGUGUCAAGAAUCCCUGAGCAAAUGUCCUGUUAUUCUACACAUUUUCCAUGAGGCUGAGAAAAAGUGUUUCAGUUUUAAAGCUAAUUGUCUGUCAUUCAAAUAAAAUAAUUCAUGGCUUAUGACGUGAUCAUAUGCUAUAUGGGGGGCUGGCGGGCCACCUGCCUUGCAGGGGCGUGUGCUAUACCAGCGGUUGGAGCUUGAUGCUGGCUGUCGUUUUGGGUAGCAGAAGCUGCACUUUUUGGACAAUCGGAGGGCGUUGCUGUUCAAUGCCAUUCCUGACCCCAGUGCUCUAAAACAAUACUAACAACUGUUGUCACUACAAUGUGAAAUGUCUGUGUUGGUGUACCUGUCCCUACCAGGGCUUUUUCCCACCGACACCAGGCCAUAGCAGCCUCCACACUACUAGAGGAACACAGGACCCUUCCAAGUCUUAAAAGCCAGAUUAGUCAGACAUAAUCAUGUUUUCGUGGGUGAUUUGAUUUGAUACAUUGUGUUUUGAGAGGCCCUGUCUGUGUGUGAUGUGUGGUUGUAUUUAUUAUGUUGUAAAAGGUCCACGUUACAAAUGGAGUUGUAGUUUGUUUUGUAGGUCACCAGUGGGGGAACAACAUUGCAAAAACAGAAGACUUGAAAAUAUACAGCAUCAACUGAGAGUCUCCUCGUUCAUUAACUAUGCUGGAUGGUUUUAUAAAACAUGUGAAUUGUAUUCCCAGUACAUUUUUUGUAUUCCAAAUUGAUGUUCAAGGUGUGCAAAUAAUAAUACAAAAUGUCUCAAGGAAAUGUGUGCCUUAAUUCAAAACCAGCGUUUUUCAUAGUUUAAAAUGUGUUGGGUUAUACCAAAAUAAGAUUGAAUUGUAAUCAAAAGGCGACUACUGAAAUGGAGCUACUGCUGUGGGAAACGAAUGACACUGAGGAGAAGCAUUUUCUGAUGACUGAAUACAGAUAUCGCAUCUCUGAAGCCAAACCGGCUGCGCGCGAGCGCGCCAUCGUGCAAACAUUUAUUUUGUCCCCCCCUCACCAAACGUGAUCACAACACGCAGGUUAAAAUAUCAAAAACAAACUGAACCAAUUACAUUAAUUUGGGGACAGGUCGAAAAGCAUUAAACAUGUAUGGCAAUUUAGCUAGCUAGCUUGCACAUGCUAGCUAAUGUGUCCUAUUUAGCUAGCUUGCUGUUGCUAGCUAAUUUGUCCUGGGAAAUAAACAUUGAGUUGUUAUUUUACCUGAAAUGCACAAGGUCCUCUACUCCGACAGUUAAUCCAUAAAUAAAGCAGUCAACCGAAUUGUUUCUAGUCAUCUCUCCUCCUUCCAGGCUUUUUCAUCUUUGAAUUUCUAUGGAGAUUGGCAUCUAAACUUUCCUAGUAUUACCAUGACAAACAGCAAAACAGUUUGUCUUUCAAUCACCCAUGUGGGUAUAACCAAUGAGGAGAUGGCACGUGGGUACCUGCUUCUAUCGACCAAUGAGGAGAUGAGAAAGGCAGGACUUGCAGCGCGAUCUGCGUCAGAAAUAGGAAUGACUUCUAUUUUAGCCCUUGGCAACGCAGAUGCGCGCGAGCAGUGUGGGGCAAUAAUUGAAUAACAUGGAUUUCUACAUUUGCAACGCUCGUGCAUGCGACGUGUCUGGUCUGGCCAGCAUAUUAGGGUUGGGUUACCAGAGGUAAAGAACCCAGAUCAAAUCAGAUCAGAUCAGAACAGAUCUUGCAUCAGAUACAAACCGUGCAGAAAACAUUUUUUUCCCCACACCUCUUCCUCAACAUUUAUUGGCUCUUGUCUGGCUGUGGUGUUUUCAUCCUGGUCCCUGGCACUUUUCCACCCCAAUAACAAUGCACUUUCAUUCCUAUCAAAAUGGUCAUAGGUCACAUUAAUUUUAUUUUAUUUCACCUUUAUUUAACCAGGUAGGCAAGUUGAGAACAAGUUCUCAUUUACAAUUGCGACCUGGAUGUAAUGUAUUUGUAAUAGCUUAGACUACUAAACUAAACCUGGGUCUCUGUGUAAUGGUGUAACUGUUGUGUCAAAGGCUCACAGAAUAAUAAUUGUGUUCUGAUGAUUGUGGCUGCAGACUAGCACAACACUGCCCCCUGCUGUUGAACCUCCAUCACUGCCCAGUUGCUACUAAAACAGAAAGCCCUAACACUUCCCUCCUACAAUUUCUCUGGUCAGGAUUAUUCUUUGCUGUGUUUUACAUACUUUUCAAUACACUAGUGCCCUGAAACAAUAUUUUAAUCACCUGUGCAUACAAUAGUGUUUAAUUUCCUGAGUUAUUGAUAGACUUGUUAUAAAUUUACACUUAUUGGUAGAAAGGUACCCAAAGGGUCUUACAGCCUCUCAAAAUGCCAUGCCUAGAACUCUGUUCUCUCUAGUUUUGAUAAAAGCAUUGUAUGUACAUGACUAGAAAUGACAUGAGUAAUGGUAUAGAAUAAUAAUGAAGUAUAUUCUGCUGUUUAUUAGUUAUUCAGUAUUUCCCCAUCUGACUGAUAAUAUUCAGAACUGUGA